This is a messenger RNA of Urocitellus parryii (Arctic ground squirrel), 3419 nucleotides long. RefSeq names its product transmembrane channel like 6 (gene Tmc6). Gene Ontology annotation, cellular component: plasma membrane. Lineage: Eukaryota; Metazoa; Chordata; Mammalia; Rodentia; Sciuridae. Gene Ontology annotation, molecular function: mechanosensitive monoatomic ion channel activity. The record is from RefSeq and is a predicted model, not a curated record.
CGCACCGUCGGGUUUUGACAGUCCCUCGCCCUGGGAAGUGGGUGGGUCUGGAUGAUGGUCCCCUUUUGAAACUUGGGGAAACCGCGUCUUACAAAACCUGGGGGGUGGGGCCGGAGUUUGCCUGGAGGCCGACAGUCACCCCCCACCCUGCGCACAUCCAGGGACCGGGCAGAAGGGUCGGAAGUCGGCGGGCAGAGGGCGCAGUCGGCGCCGGUGCCCCAGCGGGGCUGGGCACAGCCGGAGGGAGCCGGUCACGUGACCGCGGCCCGCCGCCUCGCGGGGCUGGCRGUGCAGCUCCCUCUGCCCUCCAGGCUUGCGACAGUCACUGAUCGCCCCCCCUGGGGGGGGGGCUUUGUCACUCGCUCCCACUGACCCUCCCUCAGGUCGUGGAGCCCAGAGCGCGGUUCCCGGCGGCCCUUGCGGGACAGGUGAGCCACUCGCCAGCGCACAGCCCCGCCUCCCGGCGCCUCCCAGGCACUAGUGACCACUGAGGACCUCGAGGAAACUGAUGGGAACUGCAGAUGGGCAGUGGGAGUCUCCAGAGGUGGUGUCCAGGGUUUGAGCUGCCCUAAGUCUGCAGACGGGCUGGACGUGGACCGCAGACAUGGCCCAGCCACUGGCCUUGGUCCUCAACGUCCCUGAGGCUCUAGGGGACCAGGACCAGGAGCCCAGUCCCUAUGAGGAGAGCGAGGUGCAUGACUCCUUCCACCAGCUCAUCCAGGAGCAGAGCCAGCUGGCAGAGGAGCUGGAGCUGCAGCAGAGGCAGCUGGUGGCCGGAACCCUGGGGGUCCUAGGCAGUGGUCACCAGACCCUCCUGGAGCCAGGGGGUGCCCCUGUCCACAGCGCAGCCACACUCCGCAUCUUGGCCAGCAUGCCUAGCCGCACCAUCGGCCGCAGCCGCGGGGCCAUCAUCUCCCAGUACUACAACCGGACGGUGAAGCUGCGGCACCGGGGCAGCCGGCCCCUGCUCGGCGACAUGGUGCACUCUGCCCGGCCCAGCCUCCGCCUGUAUGACCUAGAGCUGGGCCCCACGGCCCUCGAGGAGGAUGAGAAGCAAGGCCUCCUGGUGAAGGAGCUUCAGGGCCUGUCGGUGGCCCAGCGGGACCACAUGCUCCGGGGGAUGCCCUUGAACUUGGCUGAGAAACGCUGCCUGCGAGAGAAGAGCCAGGUACAGAGGGGGAAGCAGAGGGCCCGGCAGGACCGUGGGGGUGUCUUUUCCUGCUGCAGCCAGCUCAGAUACGCCUGCAUCCUGGCCCUGCAUAGCCUAGGGCUGGCGCUGCUCUCUGGCCUGCAGGCAGUGAGGCCGUGGCACCACACACUGAAGCAGAUCGGAGGCCAGUUCGGCUCCAGCGUGCUCUCCUACUUCCUGUUCCUCAAGACCCUGCUGGCCUUCAACGGGCUGCUGCUGCUGCUGCUGCUGGGCCUCCUCGUGGGGGUGCAAGCUGCCCUCCCGCCUGGCCCGCCGGACCCUGCCCCCGCCUUCACAGGGCUGGAGCUCCUCACAGGCGGGGGCUGCUUCACCCACACUGUCAUGUACUAUGGGUACUACAGCAACGCCACGCUGAACCAGCCCUGCGUCCCUCCGCGGGAUGGCCACCAGUGCAGCCCCGGGGCCAGCAGCCUGCCCUACAACAUGCCCCUGGCCUACCUCUUCACCAUGGGGGCGGCCUUCUUCAUCACCUGCAUCUCCUUGGUUUACAGCAUGUCGCAUGCUUUUGGGGAGAGCUACCGGGUGGGCAGCACCAAGGGCGUCCACGCCAUCACCGUUUUCUGCUCCUGGGACUACAAGGUGACUGAGAAGCGGGCCUCUCGCCUCCAGCAGGACAACAUCCGCACCCAACUGAAGGAGCUGCUGGCUGAGUGGCAGCUGCACAGGAGCCCCCAGAGCCUGCGUGGGCGGCUGCGGCGGGCGGUCCUGCUGGGGCUGGCGUGGCUGCUGUGUCUGGGCACCAUGCUGGGCUGCUCUGUGGCCGUCUUCGUCUUCUCAGAGGUCACGAUCCAGAGCCCGGUGUCUGCGGGCCAGGAGGCGAGGCUGCUGGCUCUGCCCCUGGUGGUCUCCCUCCUCAACCUGGGGGCCUCCUACCUGUUCCGUGGCUUGGCUGCCCUGGAGCGGCAUGAGUCCCCAGGGCUGGAGGUGUACGUGGCCAUCUCCAGGAACCUCAUCCUCAAGAUGGCCAUCCUAGGCAUUCUUUGCUACCACUGGCUGGGCCGCAGGGUGGCUGCCCUGCAGGGCCAGUGUUGGGAGGACUUCGUGGGCCAGGAGCUGUACCGGUUCAUGGUGAUGGACUUCCUGUUCGCACUGCUCGACACGCUGUUUGGGGAGCUGGUGUGGAGGCUCAUCUCAGAGAGGAAGCUCAAGAGGAGGCGGAAACCUGAGUUCGAUAUUGCAAGGAAUGUUCUGGACCUGAUUUAUGGGCAGACUCUGACCUGGCUGGGGGUCCUCUUCUCGCCUCUACUGCCGGCUGUGCAGGUCCUCAGGCUGUUGCUCCUCUUCCUGGUCAAGAAGGCCAGCCUGAUGGCCAACUGCCAAGCUCCCCGCAGGCCCUGGCUGGCCUCGCACAUGAGCACCGUCUUCCUCACACUGCUCUGCUUCCCGUCCUUCCUGGGUGCCGCCAUCUUCCUCUGCUAUGCCGUGUGGCAGGUGAAGCCCUCGAGCACCUGCGGCCCCUUUCGGACCCUGGACACCAUGUAUGAGGCAGGCAGGGUGUGGGUGCGCCACCUGGAGAGUGCAGGCCCCGGGGCCUCCUGGGUGCCCUGGCUGCACYGGUACCUGGUGGACAGCACCUUCUUCCUCUUCUUGGCAUCUGCCCUGCUGCUGGCCAUCAUCUACUUCAACAUCCAGGUGGUGAAGGGCCAGCGGAAGGUCAUCUCCCUCCUUAAGGAGCAGAUCCGCAAUGAGGGGGAAGACAAGAUCUUCUUGAUCAACAGGCUUCACUCUGUCUACGAGAGGAAGGAGAGGAGCAGGUAGAGGGAUUGGCAUCACCCAGGCGCCACUGUGGGUAGAGGCACCGUGUUCCCCGAGCCCCUCCACUGCUGCAGCCUGCACAGGAAGCAUGCCGACAGCACAGGGCUGCUGCUUGUUGCUUACAUCACACAAAAUUGUUGACAUGUGACAGCAUUUGACCAGCAAAAGUGGAAAUUUCCCAGUUCAGUUCCCCCAAGCAAAUCCAUGGAAGGUGAAUCUAGUGGCUGUCUCCACUCCAGCCUGCUGCCCACCUGCCUCCAUCCUCCGUCAGCCUUGGGAGGCCUCCAGUUCUGCCAGGGACUUGGAAAGAAUUUUGGCAUCUGGCCAAGCUGUUGGGCCCUCACUGACUUUCCUUUCUGGCAGAGCUCACAGAAACGAGGAGGCCGUAUCGCCCUCUGCCCUGCUUGCAGACGGAGGGGACAGCUGGUGGGACAGUGAGGGGCCUGGCAGGCUC